Rattus norvegicus (Norway rat) is the source of this 3146-nucleotide messenger RNA. The record is from RefSeq and is a predicted model, not a curated record. NCBI's taxonomy places the organism in Eukaryota, Metazoa, Chordata, Mammalia, Rodentia, Muridae.
UUUUUUUUUGUGACCUUGUGUGGGUGUUUAAACACAAUGCGCAUGGUGUUCUCGGCAGCAGGCAGCCAGGGAAUCUGUCAGCUCUGUCAUGGAUCCUACAAGAUGUCGAAACAAAAACACGGAACAGAGUUAAAUCUUCCAGAAUGUAGCUGAGUUCCAGAAGAUCUGAUGCCCCCAACACAGACAUAAAUGCGGGCAGAACACCAAAGCACAUGACGUAAAAGUAAACGAAGGAGAUUGCCAUACGAGAUUGUGCAGAUUCUUCUGAAGAAGUGCUUGGUGUCUCAGGAAAGCCUGUCCGGCUGCGGCCUUCCAACAUACAAACAAAACAUGUUUCUAUUGAAUGGAAGAAGAAGACAGGACAUCAACAGACUCCCCAGAUCGUGACUUGGGAUACUACGGAUAACAAAAACUUUAAUAUGUGUUGUAGUGAUAUCUAUGGUUUUGAGUCUGAGAAUUUUGCUCUUAGUAUCAAGUCAGCUAAGCUAAAUGACAGUGGUCACUACCUGCUGGAGAUCACCAACCAAAGAGGAAUAGUGUGCACUAAAAACUUCCAGAUGCUUAUAUUUGAUCCUGUUGAGACACCUCACCUGACUGUCCAGGGGACGCUCUGGGCUAACGGGACUUGUCAACUGUCUUUGUCCUGCUUUGUGCCCAAGGAUGACAAUGUAAGCUAUGCUUUGUACAGAGGGAGCAUGCUGAUCUCGAAUCAAAGGUAUGGCACCCACUGGGAGAACCGGACUGAUGCCAGCAGCCUGCACACAUAUACCUGCAAUGUUAGCAACAAGGCCAGCUGGGCAAACCACACCCUGACCUCCCCGCAGAGCUGUCAGAGUGUCCCUUCGAAAUUCAAUUAUCUGCCCUUUGUGGUAUCCAUCGGUAUCCUCGUCAAAUUUUUUCAUGGGGCCAUCGAUUGCUUCUGUGUGUGGAAUAGGAAGAGAAAGCAGUCACAGUCCAUCGCUAAGGAAUCUUUGACCAUACAUGAAUACGUCAAGAACGCACAAGUCAGCAGGGACCAACGAGGACAUUUUAGGGCCUCUGGAUCUUCCUCAGAUGUUCGGGGAGAUGAGAGGGGACAAAGAGAAUCGGACAGACGUCUUUUCCAGGUGAUCUUUAGAUAUCUUCCAUCUCUUUUCUCCACCAGUUUCCUGGCUCUGUCCAAAGAGGAAAAGGAGAAAAGAAACAGAGCAGAGAAAAUGGAAAUGAGGCAGAAGGGGCAUCAUGGUGCUGUACUUAAUCUGCCCAGGGGUAGAACUCAGUAGAAAUCAAUAGCAAAGGACAGAAUGUGUCUACUACUGUCUUCCCAGAUGGCAGAGUAGGCUGGAAGGAAGCUCUUGGUCUCUCAGAACACUAGGACACAAGAGGAUGGGCCCUGGUGCUCCAUUAUCCGCUCCAAAUCCCUGGUGCUCCAUCACCUGUACCAUCUCCCUGGUGCUCCAUCACCUCCUCCAUCUCCCUGGUGCUCCAUCAUCUGCUCCAUCUCCCUGGUGCUCCAUCACCUGCUCCAUCUCCCUGGUGCUCCAUCACCUGCUCCAUCUCCCUGGUGCUCCAUCACCUGCUCCAUCUCCCUGGUGCUCCAUCACCUGCUCCAUCUCCCUGGUGCUCCAUCACCUGCUCCAUCUCCCUGGUGCUCCAUCACCUGCUCCAUCUCCCUGGUGCUCCAUCACCUGUACCAUCUCCCUGGUGCUCCAUCACCUGUACCAUCUCCCUGGUGCUCCAUCUCUCUAGUGCUCCAUCUCCCUGGUGCUCCAUCACCUGUACCAUCUCCCUGGUGCUCCAUCACCUCCUCCAUCUCCCUGGUCCUCCAUCACCUGCUCCAUCUCCCUGGUCCUCCAUCACCUGCUCCAUCUCCCUGGUCCUCCAUCACCUGUACCAUCUCCCUGGUCCUCCAUCACCUGCUCCAUCUCCCUGGUGCUCCAUCACCUGCUCCAUCUCCCUGGUGCUCCAUCACCUGUACCAUCUCCCUGAUGCUCCAUCACCUCCUCCAUCUCCCUGGUCCUACAUCACCUGCUCCAUCUCCCUGGUCCUCCAUCACCUGCUCCAUCUCUCUAGUGCUCCAUCACCUGCUCCAUCUCUCUAGUGCUCCAUCACCUGCUCCAUCUCCCUGGUGCUCCAUCACCUACUCCAUCUCCCUGGUGCUCCAUCACCUGCUCCGUCUCCCUGGUGCUCCUCACCUGCUCCAUUUCCCUGGUCCUCCAUCACCUGCUCCAUCUCCCUGGUGCUCCAUCACCUGCUCCAUCUCCCUGGUGCUCCAUCACCUGCUCCAACUCCCUGGUGCUCCAUCACCUGCUCCAACUCCCUGGUGCUCCAUCACCUGCUCCAACUCCCUGGUGCUCCAUCACCUUCUCCAACUCCCUGGUGCUCCAUCACCUGCUCCAACUCCCUGGUGCUCCAUCACCUGCUCCAACUCCUUGGUGCUCCAUCACGUGUACCAUCUCCCUGGUGCUCCAUCACCUGCUCCAUCUCCCUGGUGCUCCAUCACCUGCUCCAUCUCCCUGGUCCUUCAUCACUUGCUCCAUCUCCCUCGUGCUCCAUCACCUGCUCCAUCUCCCUGGUCCUCCAUCACUUGCUCCAUCUCCCUGGUACUCCAUCACCUGCUCCAUCUCCCUGGUGCUCCAUCACCUGUAUCAUCUCCCUGGUCCUCCAUCACCUGCUCCGUCUCCCUGGUGCUCCAUCACCUGCUCCGUCUCCCUGGUGCUCCAUCACCUGCUCCGUCUCCCUGGUGCUCCGUCUCCCUGGUGCUCCAUUCCCUGCGCCAUCUCUCCUGCCCCCGUGUCUUUCCAUCAUUUCCUGAGCAUCACUGCUACUUUCCCUCAGUGGAAUGGAUCCCUUCCUCCUAGGUGCUGUUUCAUGCUUGUGCACAGGGUUGUCUUAGUGCCAUAGCAUGGCUGUUGCAUUGUUUACAUGGCUCCUUUGACAGUUCCAGGAAACUUUUAUGAGGUUGUACUUGUUAAGCCAAUAUUUUCUCUAUGUAUUUACAUAGUUCCAUAAUUUCUAACAAAAGAGAUUGAAUUACAUCUGGGUCUAAGACCAGUGUUCCAAUGAAAUGCAUACUCCCUGUAACACUAGACUUAGCACUUUCCCAUCUCUAAUGAGGGUUUAGGUUCAUCUGGUGGCAUAUUGCAACUUGUGACUCAUCCUGCACA